Molecule: messenger RNA, 1929 nt
Organism: Trypanosoma rangeli
Lineage: Eukaryota; Euglenozoa; Kinetoplastea; Trypanosomatida; Trypanosomatidae
Product: putative pseudouridylate synthase I
Exons: 1
Coding region: 1-1929 (642 amino acids)
Biological process (GO): tRNA pseudouridine synthesis; mRNA pseudouridine synthesis
Cellular component (GO): cytoplasm; nucleus
Molecular function (GO): pseudouridine synthase activity; RNA binding
Source: RefSeq, a predicted model, not a curated record
AUGACACGCCGAAAAGUCUUCGAGGGUCGCCGAAUAUGUCUUCGAAAGGCUCCAAAGGAUCACACACUACUUGGGCUUUGUGUUAUGUACUGCGGGACGGGCUAUCGCGGAUUGCAGCUGCAGACCCACGCACCCAUGCACCAUACGGUGGAAGGGGUUUUGAUUCAGGCAUUGAAGGAUGUUGGGCUCGUUGAGGCGAUUGAGCGGGGCCGUGUGCAGGGUGACACGCACCACUUUGCGCGAUCCUGCCGUACAGAUCGUGGUGUGCAUGCGGUGCGGAACAUCAUCUGCCUUUUUGUUCCCACAGAACGACUUGAGCUGUUAGGCGGGUGCGAUAAACUGAAAGAGGCAUUAAACAUGGUACUUCCCUCAACGAUACGGCUGGCGCGGGUGACACCUUUGAUGGGAAAUUUCAUUCCACGCUUUUCGUGUAAUCGGCGUGUGUAUCAUUAUAUAAUACCGGCAUAUGCUCUUGUGGCACCCUGCGACCAUUGGAAGAGUUUUUUUGAGAAAUUUCCCCGGGCGACGGAGUCGCUGCAGCGGUGUGCGGUGGACGGGCGUUCUUAUUUGGAUUUUUCUUCUGUUGAGUCAGAGCCGUGGGCGGCGGUUUUGUCAGCUGCUGUGACACGCGGUAAUGAGCUUCUUCUUCAUUACUUGGUGGGGACGCACCGCUUUCAUAACUUUUCCGUAGAUGUAUCUCAGCGUGGUGGGAGUGCGUGGAACCGCAAGGUUAUUUCACCGAGCAGCAAUGAGGCCGUGCGGUCUGUGUAUCGCUGCGAGAUUGCCCCGCGCGUCUUCUUGCUGCCGCAGACAUCCAUUGGGGUGACUCGGGCGGAGUUUCAAGCCGCCCUUCAGGUGGUGAAGGAUGAUGCUUCCCUUGCAGCGUUGCUGCCGUCGCGGUUGUCAGUGGACGCUUCCGUGGACGGUGUACAAGCUGACGUUCCUUUGCCUUUCGUUGUUUUGCAAAUUGAAGGCAACUCGUUUCUUUUCAAUAUGAUACGGAAAAUUGUUGGCACUUUAAUUGCCCUUUUGCGAGGCGCAAGAGAGACGCUUUUUUUGGAGGCCUUGUCACCUGACCGACGUGUUGUGUGCCCACUGGCCCCCGGGCCGUACUUGUAUCUGUUUCUUUCAACCUACCGCCGCUACGACACGGUUGUGCGUGGCAGCCGCUCGGUGCGUUUCCGGCCCAUCUCGGAGGAGUGGCGUGGCGACGUCGCCCAGGCGGCUGAAACUUUCGCCCGUUCGUCGGUCGCGGCGGACAUCGUUGACCUCGAUUUAAACCGCACCCCGGCCAUUGGCACGCUUCUUGCCGCACGUGACCUCGCACGACGUGUUACGCGUCCGUGCUGGGAAGCAGAGGACUGUCACCUUUCCACCUUAAAAGAAUACCACCCGGCUACAGUGGAGCCACACCCACCUCUCUCAGAGAUGACGGCGUUUCUGCGUUCCCUGCGGGUGCAUAAUUGGAGCAUUGAAGUCAUCAAGGUCGCGGCCCCUGUCUCCUGCGGGCGCAGCGGCGGCCAAAAGGUUUUUGGCGAGGAGGAGGAGCAGAUGAGUAGGGCGAGCAAGCGAGAGAGGGAAGAGGCACGCAAAGAAGAGGUGGCGGCCGGGGAAGAAAGCCUGCCAAGCGUCAAACAGUCGUGUACAGACACGCAUGGGGUCGGCAGUGGCGAAUCUACAGCGUUGCAGACGACUCAGAGUAAUGAUGAGGCCAAUAUCGACCAGAAGCCGAACCCGAAUAAUGACGAUUGCUGUGAUGACGACGACGACGGUUGGAUUUAUGUUGCCCCAACGGAGGAGGCGGCGAGGAUAAAACGCUGCGAGUACCACCAAAGGCGCAAGCAGCGUUCCCGUGCAUGGGAGCACAGCGACACCGCCAUGGAGCGGGCGGUAAACGACUGGAACAGCGAGGGGGGAGGCAGCGAGUAA